UGUAGUAAGAAAUAAUAAAAUGUAAAAUUUGUUAGGUGGAAAAUUAUGAUAAGGGUGAAGUGCACAAAAUGGAAUACUUGUUCCUGUUGGCAGUAAAUCCGACGUCGAUUUGUUCUCAACCGUCGAUCUAAACAUCCCUUGGGAUCACAUGGUGGGCGAAGUUAAUCGGUUGUUCAGUCGCAGUGCGGUGGCGGGAAGAGAUGCAGAAAAUGGAUAGCAACAAACCCGUCCUCAAGGCUUCAUCUCUUAGAUGGAAAAUUCUCCGGCAAGCGCUUAUUCCUCGUUCUUCCUCCCGCAAUGAGGAUCAGUCUGAAAUCGACACUAAGCAUAUUUCUAGAAGGGCGAAAAACGGCUUCAAUUUGAUUCCCUCAUCUAUAACGGACGACAUUGAAGACGAAGGCGCGGGUGGUUUUUCUGUCUCUCAUUGCUACGAUCACCGUCGGGAUCGUCGCGUGUGCUACACCUUGCCUAUUGAUGGAGCCCCCAAACUUUUCCUCAAGCAAAGAAUGGACGAUGUUGCCGACCUUGAUGACUUCAAGAUCUGUAAUAAAUAUGACAUUGACAACACCGGACUUGUUUGUCAUUGGCCAUCAGAAGAUGUUCUUGCUUACUUCUGUUUGUUGCAUCGGGACCUAUUUAGAUGUAAGAGAGUUAUUGAACUUGGAUCUGGCUAUGGCUUGGCUGGAUUAGUUGUUGCUGCAAGUACGGAAGCAUCAGAAGUGGUUAUCACAGACGGAAAUCCUCAAGUAGUUGAAUAUAUUCAACAUAAUACAGCAAUGAACUCUAAAGCAUUUGGUGGCACCAGAGUGGAUUCUUUGACAUUGCAUUGGAAUCAGGAAAACAUCUCAAAUGUAUCCGGCAGUUUUGAUCUCAUUAUCGCCAGUGACUGCACUUUUUUUAAAGAAUACCAUAGAGGUCUUGCUCGAAUGGUCAUGUCCUUGUUGAAGAAAGCGGAGUCAUCAGAAGCUAUAUUUUUCAGCCCCAAAAGAGGUGACUCACUCAUGAAGUUCCUAGAGGAAAUCAAAGCCGAUGGCUUGCAUUUCAGUGUGACAGAGAAGUAUGAUGCUGAAGUUUGGAAACUACACGAGAAAUUCUCUAAUGGUGAUGACUCCUGGCCAGGAUAUGAAAAGGAUCAUUGUUAUCCACUAUUGGUCAGAAUUACUUUCUGAACUCUUAUUGUCCAUUACAUUUCCACUUUUUCCCCAGCCAUUUAGUCAUCAAGAAGUUACCUUCUCAUCCACCCACCUUGAUUUAUAGACAAAGCGUUCAUAAUUCAUAGUUUCCAUGCAUUAGAGUAAACAAAGCUCUUCUGUUCUGUCAAAAGGACGAUGCCGAUGCAGAAGAAUGGCAACAGCAGGGUCCUUCCUAUUUCUGUAAGAAUCAACUUAUCUUUCAUUUUAGUUGAAAUUGUUGGAUACCUGUUAUUAAAUAUGAUAUGGCUCUGAUAACCAAUUGUGAUUGAUUUGGGCCCGUUUUAAUAUGUAGGCUAUCCUAGUAGCCCUUUUCAA
Molecule: messenger RNA, 1508 nt
Organism: Cucumis melo (muskmelon)
Lineage: Eukaryota; Viridiplantae; Streptophyta; Magnoliopsida; Cucurbitales; Cucurbitaceae
Product: calmodulin-lysine N-methyltransferase
Exons: 7
Coding region: 201-1169 (322 amino acids)
Cellular component (GO): cytoplasm
Molecular function (GO): calmodulin-lysine N-methyltransferase activity
Source: RefSeq, a predicted model, not a curated record